AUGCAGCACAUUUUUGCCUUCUUCUGCACCGGUUUCCUAGGCGCGGUAGUAGGGGCCAAUUUCCCCAACAACAUCCAGAUCGGGGGAUUAUUUCCAAACCAGCAGUCACAGGAACAUGCCGCUUUUAGAUUUGCUUUGUCGCAACUCACAGAGCCCCCAAAGCUGCUCCCCCAGAUUGAUAUUGUGAACAUCAGCGACAGCUUUGAGAUGACCUAUAGAUUCUGUUCCCAGUUCUCCAAAGGAGUCUACGCCAUCUUUGGGUUUUAUGAACGUAGGACUGUCAACAUGCUGACCUCCUUCUGUGGGGCCCUCCAUGUUUGCUUCAUUACGCCAAGCUUUCCUGUUGACACAUCCAAUCAGUUUGUCCUUCAGCUGCGCCCAGAACUGCAGGAUGCCCUCAUCAGCAUCAUCGACCACUACAAAUGGCAGAAAUUUGUCUACAUUUAUGACGCCGACCGAGCUUACCAAGUUUCCGCAGCUUCUGAAUCCAGACUCAAAUCUUCAAUUGACUUAUUCAUUGUUCAUGCCACGAUUAUUAUAAAGCUGGAGAAGAAUGGCAUCGGCUAUCACUACAUCCUUGCAAAUCUGGGCUUCAUGGACAUUGACUUGAACAAAUUCAAGGAGAGCGGGGCCAAUGUGACAGGUUUCCAGUUGGUGAACUACACAGACACCAUCCCAGCCAAGAUCAUGCAGCAAUGGAAGAACAGCGAUGCUCGAGACCACACCCGGGUGGACUGGAAGAGACCCAAGUACACCUCUGCGCUUACCUAUGACGGGGUGAAGGUGAUGGCUGAGGCUUUCCAGAGCCUGCGCAGGCAGAGGAUUGAUAUCUCCCGCCGGGGAAAUGCUGGGGACUGUCUGGCGAACCCGGCUGUGCCCUGGGGUCAGGGGAUUGACAUCCAGAGAGCUCUGCAGCAGGUGCGGUUUGAAGGUCUGACGGGAAAUGUACAGUUUAAUGAGAAAGGACGCCGGACCAACUACACCCUCCACGUGAUUGAAAUGAAACAUGAUGGCAUCAGGAAGAUUGGUUAUUGGAACGAAGAUGACAAGUUUGUUCCUGCAGCCACAGAUGCUCAAGCUGGGGGUGAUAAUUCAAGUGUUCAGAAUAGGACAUACAUCGUCACUACAAUCCUAGAAGAUCCUUAUGUGAUGCUCAAGAAGAAUGCCAACCAGUUUGAGGGCAAUGACCGCUACGAGGGAUACUGUGUGGAGCUGGCAGCAGAGAUUGCCAAACACGUGGGCUACUCCUACCGUCUUGAGAUCGUCAGUGAUGGAAAAUACGGAGCCCGAGAUCCUGACACAAAGGCCUGGAAUGGCAUGGUGGGGGAGCUGGUCUAUGGAAGAGCAGAUGUGGCUGUGGCUCCCUUAACCAUCACCUUGGUCCGGGAAGAGGUUAUAGAUUUCUCCAAGCCAUUUAUGAGUCUGGGGAUCUCCAUCAUGAUUAAAAAGCCACAGAAAUCCAAGCCAGGGGUCUUCUCCUUCCUUGAUCCUUUGGCUUAUGAGAUUUGGAUGUGCAUUGUUUUUGCCUACAUUGGAGUGAGUGUCGUCCUCUUCCUGGUCAGCCGCUUCAGCCCCUAUGAAUGGCACAGUGAAGAGUUUGAGGAAGGACGGGACCAGACAACCAGUGACCAGUCCAAUGAAUUUGGGAUAUUUAACAGCUUGUGGUUCUCCCUGGGAGCCUUCAUGCAGCAAGGAUGUGACAUUUCUCCCAGGUCCCUGUCUGGUCGCAUCGUUGGUGGCGUCUGGUGGUUCUUCACCUUGAUCAUCAUUUCCUCAUAUACAGCCAACCUGGCCGCCUUCCUGACUGUGGAGAGGAUGGUGUCUCCCAUCGAGAGUGCAGAAGACCUAGCGAAGCAGACAGAAAUUGCUUACGGGACGCUGGAAGCAGGAUCUACUAAGGAGUUCUUCAGGAGGUCUAAAAUUGCCGUGUUUGAGAAGAUGUGGACGUACAUGAAGUCAGCGGAACCAUCAGUUUUUGUGCGAACCACAGAGGAGGGGAUGAUCCGAGUGAGGAAAUCCAAAGGCAAAUACGCCUACCUCCUGGAGUCCACCAUGAAUGAGUACAUUGAGCAGCGAAAGCCCUGUGACACCAUGAAGGUGGGAGGUAACUUGGAUUCCAAAGGCUAUGGCAUUGCGACACCCAAGGGGUCCGCCCUGAGAGGUCCCGUAAACCUAGCGGUUUUGAAACUCAGUGAGCAAGGCGUCUUAGACAAGCUGAAAAGCAAAUGGUGGUACGAUAAAGGGGAAUGUGGAAGCAAGGACUCCGGAAGUAAGGACAAGACAAGCGCUCUGAGCCUCAGCAAUGUGGCGGGCGUGUUCUACAUCCUGAUCGGAGGACUCGGACUAGCCAUGCUGGUUGCCUUAAUCGAGUUCUGCUACAAAUCUCGUAGUGAAUCCAAGCGGAUGAAGGGUUUCUGUUUGAUCCCACAGCAAUCCAUCAAUGAAGCCAUACGGACAUCGACCCUCCCCCGAAACAGUGGGGCAGGAGCCAGCGGCGGUGGCAGUGGAGAGAAUGGCCGGGUAGUCAGCCAUGACUUCCCCAAGUCCAUGCAAUCAAUUCCCUGCAUGAGCCACAGUUCAGGAAUGCCCUUGGGAGCCACGGGAUUGUAACUGGAGCAGACGAAGACCCUUGGGGAGCAGACUUGGGCUCCCCCAGCCCCAUCCCAAACCCUUCAGUGCCAAAAACAACAAAAUGAAACGCAACCACCACCAACCACUGCGACCACAAGGAGGAUGAUUCAACAGAUUUUUCUGAAGAAUUGAAAAACCAUUUUACUGUCCCUUUUCCUUUUUUGAUAUUCCUUCACCCUUUUCUGUUUGCUAAAUGAGGAUGAUGAAUAACACUGUACUGCAAUAAGGGGAGGGUAACCCUGUCUAAUGAAUCCUGUGUCUCUGACAGUGGAGCCACUGGAACACUAAUGAGGGAAACUGGACUGUUUUCUUUUAAUUCAGUUGUUGAUUGUCUU
This is a messenger RNA of Otolemur garnettii (small-eared galago), 2966 nucleotides long. It is a transcript of the gene GRIA1, whose product is annotated as glutamate ionotropic receptor AMPA type subunit 1. The transcript is spliced from 16 exons. Bases 1 to 2610 code for a protein of 869 amino acids. Gene Ontology annotation, molecular function: transmitter-gated monoatomic ion channel activity involved in regulation of postsynaptic membrane potential; AMPA glutamate receptor activity. The record is from RefSeq and is a predicted model, not a curated record. Gene Ontology annotation, biological process: modulation of chemical synaptic transmission; monoatomic ion transport; synaptic transmission, glutamatergic. Gene Ontology annotation, cellular component: plasma membrane; dendritic spine; postsynaptic membrane. NCBI's taxonomy places the organism in Eukaryota, Metazoa, Chordata, Mammalia, Primates, Galagidae.